CCACGAACGGCAAGCGCGCAUGGCUAUUACGUAGGAAGAGAUGAUCGAGCGCGAUCUUUCCUGCCCGUGAGUGGAAGUGAGAGGCGGAAGAAACUCUACUCCCUGCGCAUGCGCGAUGUUGCUCACUGCGGGCAGUAGGGGGCGGGCACCGUCCUGCGGAGGGGAGCGGCCGGGAGGCGCCGGCAGGUUCCGGGGUGAUGGCGAAGAACACGGUGUCCUCUGCGCGCUUUCGCCGCGUGGAUGUGGAUGAGUAUGACGAGAACAAAUUCGUGGACGAGGAGGAGGGAGGCGAUGGCCAGGCCGGGCCCGACGAGGGCGAGGUGGACUCCUGCCUGCGGCAAGGGAACAUGAUGGCUGCAUUGCAGGCAGCCCUGAAGAAUCCUCCAAUCAACACCAAGAAUCAAGCAGUAAAGGAUCGUGCAGAAAGCAUUGUUCUGAAAGUUCUCAUCUCUUUCAAAGCCAAUGAUAUUGAAAAGGCAGUACAAUCUCUGGACAAGAAUGGAGUUGAUCUGCUAAUGAAAUACAUCUACAAAGGGUUUGAGAGCCCCUCUGACAACAGCAGUGCUGUGUUACUGCAGUGGCAUGAAAAGGCUCUCGCUGCUGGAGGUGUAGGGUCCAUUGUCCGUGUCUUGACUGCCAGAAAAACGGUUUAAGUUCAGCAGCCAGUGACUGCCUGCCGUGGGUGUACAAAAUGCUGGUACAAUGACCAAAACAACCAAAUGUCACUGCUGCCCUGGGGGUAGCAUCUGUCUCUCAGCUUGCCUUCUUGUUUCCUCUUUCAUAUCUAUGACAAAAUACGCAUAUCUGAUUUCCUUUUGCUGUUUGAGUAAUAAUAGAGGUGCCAUUUUAUUUCUUAAUAGGAGUAUUUGGUACUCUCAAAAGCAUUUCAGUGACAUGUACACAAGUCUUUGUGUAAGAUGAUUUGCAUUCAUGUAUUAUCAUGCCAGAUUUUGACCUGACUUUCCAAACAGAUACUGAGGGACUCGGGGCAGUGUCUUAAUUCUUUAACUAACCAGGCAGUGUUCAGUGUAAGCUGUUUGUUUGAAAAGAUGGUGCAGCUAUUAAUAGAAACUGGACUGUGCUUCUCCUGGUCAAACUCUGAACCCUACAGCACAAGUACAGUAGAAGAACAAGCUCUGGCUCAGAAAAGAACCAGAAUAUCCAUCCAGUGAGUUGAGUAUUUUUUCCUAUCUCACAUUUAUGGUUUAUCUUGGUUUCCUUUGAUCAUUCAAGUCUUGGGUCCUCAAUGGGAGAGUCAUACUGUUGUAGAAUUGUCUAAGGCAUCACAACACAAUUGUAUGAUAUAUUUAAGGAUGAAGGUCCAUUUCCCUGGGCUUUAACCUAGUAAAGCUUUCCUUUUUGGGACCUGAGAUCCUGAUGAGGAAAAGUAGAAGGGGCUGUUAUACAGAUAAAUUCCAUUGCAGCAUGUUGGGGUGGGGGUGCAAAAAGUGAUUGUAGUUAACAUAAUUUAGUAGCUGCCUUUUGGUAAUCUGAGAAAUGUAGACUGGUGCCUAAUGUGUCCAUUGCAAAGUCUCUUGAUCAGUGUUAAGGUACACGGGAUCCAGAAAAGAUUAAUUUCUGAUCCCAGCAGGUACACAUUCCAUGUUAUAUUUCAGUACAAAGUGACUUGGGUGAAUCAAGUCAAGUCCCAGAAAAAGACAGGUGCUUUUUUAUUUUAAAAAAUUCCAAAGGCCCAGUGCAUCCCAGCCCAGGGAUAACCUUGAAUGUGUAUGACCAGGAGCAAAGCCAGCCCGUGUCUUACAUUCACAUUUUACACCAGUUCAGCUGUGUAAAACUGGUGAGGAACUCGUGAAAAUCUUUGCCGUUUUGAUACCUGCUUUUUUUGUAAAAUGAUAAAGAUCAGAAAAUAAAUUGUCACUGAAUAUUUA
Molecule: messenger RNA, 1889 nt
Organism: Chelonoidis abingdonii (Abingdon island giant tortoise)
Lineage: Eukaryota; Metazoa; Chordata; Testudines; Testudinidae
Gene: ARPC5
Product: actin related protein 2/3 complex subunit 5
Biological process (GO): Arp2/3 complex-mediated actin nucleation; regulation of actin filament polymerization
Cellular component (GO): Arp2/3 protein complex; actin cytoskeleton
Source: RefSeq, a predicted model, not a curated record